Lingula anatina is the source of this 2994-nucleotide messenger RNA. Its product is annotated as organic cation transporter protein. NCBI's taxonomy places the organism in Eukaryota, Metazoa, Brachiopoda, Lingulata, Lingulida, Lingulidae. Gene Ontology annotation, cellular component: membrane. Gene Ontology annotation, biological process: transmembrane transport. Gene Ontology annotation, molecular function: transmembrane transporter activity. The record is from RefSeq and is a predicted model, not a curated record.
GAGAGAGAAUUAGAGUGAAAUGCAAAAAAUGUUGGUACAGAUAUGGGUUGGACACUGAAAAGUUUUGAAAGUUACUUCGACUGCUUCUGGUCCUUCUCACCUCAGCGCUUAUAGGCCUUUGCAUCAUGAAGAUCAGUGAAAGAAUGGACGGAGAGGCAAUAGACAGGGUGAUCAGUAAACUCGGAGAUUUUGGCAAGUUUCAGAUCCGCGCCUACGUCCUCACCUGCCUCCCGAUUGUGGUGAUUGCGUUAGGUGUGAUGAACAUCGUCUUCAUCCAUUACGCGCUGCCGUUUAGAUGCGCGUUGCCCGAUAUGCCCAACGACACCUACGAGUCUCAGGGCGAGUGGCACGACGCAAUGGUGAACGCAUCAUAUGUCCUCGACCCGCUGGCCCUGGACGGGAAAGAUCACUGCUUGCUUAACAUCCCACCCAACUCCUCCUCUGCCACCAAUGUCACGAGUACCGAAAAAUGUGACCGCUGGGUUUUUGAUAGGAGCAUGAUGGCUGAAACGGUCCAUUCAAUUUUGUCUGCGAGAAGCGUCCGAGAGAAACAGUAGCUCAGAUUGCUUCCACGGGAGGAGAGCUGGUUGGUGGCAUAUUUGCCGGAUACUUUGCCGAUAGGUUUGGUCGCAAGCCCGUGUUUCUUAUCUCCAUCAUUCUGGACGCCAUCUUUGGAACCGCUGCCGCGUUUGCCCCGGAACACCAUUCCUUCGCGUUCCUGAGGUUUAUGAUUGGGUUCAGUAUCGGAGGAACAUUUGGUGCAGGAUUUACCCUGAUCAUGGAGAUGGUGGGUUCUUCAAAGAGAAUGCUGGCAGGGGUGCUCGUGGAAUACUUCUGGAUAGUGGGCGCCAUGUCCACGGCCGGCUUCGCCUACUUAGCUACCAACUGGCGCCAUCUAUUGUUGGUGUCAUCUGUGCCAUUAUUUGGGAUUAUUCCUUUUUUCUGGCUUAUAGACGAAUCGCCAAGAUGGCUUCUGGCGUCUAAUGAUAAAAAGAAGCGAAACGAGGGAAAGAAACUGCUGGAGCGCAUGGCGGAAGUGAAUGGUCGCCAUCUAUCGGAGAAAGAUCUGGAAGUUUUGGACGUCCAGGGAGAUGAAGUUGAGAAGAGAGAAGAAGGUUUACUGCGGAUGUUUAAAUCCCCCAAACUACUUCUCAGUUUGUUUAUUGUAACACUUAAUUGGUUCUCCGUCAGCAUUAUGUAUGGUGGCCUCAGCCUAAACAGCGGCAAGCUGCCCGGGAACGUCUACGUGAAUUUUCUCCUCAUCUCAGCGGUGGAGAUUCCCGCCUACACGUUGCUGUUCACCAUAGACAAGCUGGGCAGGAAAGGGCCCCAUAUCACGUAUAUGGUUGUCGGGGGUCUGUCGCUUCUGUGUACAGUACCGGUGGACCUGUAUGCUCCGCACGACGCGCCUUCCACUCGUUGGGUGUACGUGGGUCUGAAUGUCGUGGGAAAGCUGGGCGUCACGGCCGCCUAUGGUUUAAUAGUGAUCUGGGCGGCCGAAGUCUUCCCUACCGUCACCAGAAGCUCCAUGUUCGCCAUCAGCGGUUUCUUUGGGCGAUGUGGAGCUAUGUUGGCGCCUGUUAUUGUGAACGAGGCCAGAUUUGAAGGUCCGGUGGGCGACUCCAUACCUCUCGUGAUAAUGGGCAUUAUAUCGGUGACCACUGGUCUGCUGGCCCUGGUGCUGCCGGACACGGCCAAUGUCCCUCUGCCAGAGACGAUAGAGGACGCCGAGAACCUUUACAGCAAACGCUCCCAGAGCUCCGGAGACAACAGUUCUAAAUGGCGACCUAUUUGUCAAGAUACCCAGUAACUCCAAGGAAGUGCAAGAAUCGACUGUGACCUCAAUUUAGCUUAGACUCACAUCAUAGUUAAAAUUGCUUAAUAGAUGUAAUCAUCAUAUAUAAAAAACAACAACAUAUGUUCCAGUAUGUCUUUUGGAAUAGACACGUAGUCGCGAGGCUCAACAUAUCGCAGGUCAGUAUAUAACGACCAUACUGCUACAGGACACGACGUUAUUCUCUGUAAAUCGAUUUUCGGGACCAACGAUAGUUAAAAUUGUAUUGUCUUCUGGUACCUGUUGUACAUAAGAGUUUAAACUCAAAUAUUGGUUUAACUUUUAGACCAAAAUUAUAGUCGGCUAAUAUUAGUAGAUGGAAAUAAACUAUGACGUAAAUAGUGACGUUCAAGAAGAUGACGUGUGAAUGGAGUGAAAACGAAGAAUUUGGGCGGCUGCUAAGCGACCUGUUCUGCCAUAAUUUUGGACGUAAAAAACCGAAGGUCCAAUCAAGGGCUUUUUAUCUGUCACUCCCAGAUGUCCAAUCAUUACACAUCUUUAAAUUACGUCACUCCCCUCUGUCCAAUCAACACACAGCCUUUAAUGACGUCACUCAAAGAAGUCCAAGCAAUAGACAUUCUUCACAAAUACUUUUCCAAGACAGUGUGUCCAUGUAAUGUCCCGUUUUUGAAGACAACGACCUUUUAAAUCCAUUUUUGGUUUAAAAAUGUGUUGUUGAUGCAGUGUAUCGGGGAAUGUAGACUGGAAGUGAACGCAUUUAUUGCUAUGUCCAGGCGUAUGCUAUGUAUAUCAACAUUUUAGUCUACUUUUACCAAAGACAUAUCAUUAGUAAUCCACUUCAGUGGAAUAUUGCGUCUGCUUUUCAAUAUGAAAGAUAUGGCCAGAGUUCCACCCAAUACUUUUCUCUUUAAUGGGAAGAUUCUUAUGGGAGUGCUGUCUAUUUUUUAAAACUGAAGUAGACCAAAAUAUUCAUCCUUAAGUUAAUAACAAUUUGGGGGUUAAGCUGGUCAUUUGAUUGAUUUCAUAUCUUACCAGUGAGCAACACAUUAUACACACACAAGGGCCCGCAUACCAGGAUAAAACAAUGUUAUUCCCCUUACAUUAAUAUUAAGUAUCUGUUGAUGUUGUAUACAUUUUGUAAAACACGCCCAAUACUUACAUCUUAAGAAUACUCUAAAUUGGUUUUUGCUUCAGAUAUU